CACCUCAUCACUAUAAAUACGAGUUCCAACCUUCUUGCCCUCUUUUUCCUCCCACUUCCGCUUCUUCUUCCUUGGCUUCUGCUGCCACCGAGUCCGCCUCCGACUCCGGCAUUGGGUUGCUGGCGGGGUCGCCGGAAUCUGGCCCGGCAGCUUUCGCGUUUCCGGCUGUCGGCAGACCCCGAGGGCCUGGUUCUUUGUUCCUUUGAACAAUUUGAAGGGAGGCCAAGGGAGGAGGACUCGUACUCGUCAUGGAAGGAGUCCACGAGAACAAUCUCAGGCACGUAGACUCGCAGUGUACGAUCUCGGACGCGGAUGAUUGUGAUUUCUCGCGAUUACUCGACAAGCCGAGGGCGUUGAAGAUAGAGAGAAAGCGAUCGUUUGACGAGAGGUCGCUCACUGAAUUGACGCUGUGCUAUUCCCCUCGGGUGUCAAGGAAUAUGGAAAUCAGCCGGUGCUUGGAGAAUUACGAUAGUAUAUGCUCUCCUGGGAUAAGGUCCGGGUUCAACACACCGGCAUCGUCUGCCAGGAACUCCUUUGAGCCACAUCCUAUAGUCGCCGAGGCAUGGGAGGCUCUGCGAAGAUCGUUGGUCUACUUCCGGGGUCAACCUGUUGGCACCAUCGCUGCCCUUGACCACACAGAAGAAGCUCUAAACUACAAUCAGGUCUUUGUUAGGGACUUCGUGCCUAGUGCCCUGGCUUUCCUGAUGAAUGGUGAACCAGACAUAGUAAAAAAUUUUAUCUUGAAGACACUUGUUCUCCAAGGCUGGGAGAAAAGAAUUGACCGUUUCACACUAGGAGAAGGUGCAAUGCCUGCUAGCUUCAAGGUGCUCCACGAUCCAGUUCGAAAUUCGGACACCAUAAUUGCUGAUUUUGGUGAGAGUGCAAUUGGUCGAGUUGCUCCAGUGGACUCUGGAUUUUGGUGGAUCAUCUUACUCCGUGCCUACACAAAGUCUACUGGGGAUUUAUCCCUUGCAGAGACUCCUGAGUGUCAAAGAGGAAUCAGGUUAAUAUUGAGUCUGUGCCUUUCAGAAGGCUUUGACACAUUUCCAACACUCUUAUGUGCAGAUGGCUGCUCCAUGAUAGAUAGACGGAUGGGUAUAUAUGGUUACCCUAUUGAAAUUCAAGCACUCUUCUUCAUGGCAUUGAGGUGUGCUCUUUCCAUGCUUAAACAUGAUGCAGAGGGUAAAGAAUUUAUUGAAAGAAUUGUGAGAAGGUUGCAUGCUUUGAGUUAUCAUAUGCGAAGUUACUUCUGGCUUGAUUUCCGGCAGCUAAAUGACAUUUAUCGCUACAAGACCGAGGAAUAUUCUCAUACAGCAGUUAACAAAUUCAAUGUCAUUCCUGAUUCAAUCCCAGACUGGGUAUUUGAUUUUAUGCCAACUCGUGGAGGGUACUUUGUUGGAAACGUUAGUCCUGCUAGAAUGGACUUCCGAUGGUUUGCACUGGGAAAUUGCGUAGCAAUCUUAUCAUCUCUUGCGACUCCGGAGCAAUCUAUGGCUAUCAUGGAUCUUAUAGAAGCACGUUGGGAAGAGCUAGUUGGGGAGAUGCCUCUGAAGAUUGCUUAUCCAGCAAUAGAAAGCCAUGAAUGGAGAAUAGUGACAGGUUGUGAUCCCAAAAAUACCCGGUGGAGCUAUCACAAUGGAGGAUCUUGGCCAGUCCUGCUCUGGUUGCUCACUGCUGCCUGCAUAAAGACUGGGAGGCCGCAGAUUGCUCGACGGGCCAUCGAGUUGGCAGAAAGCAGGCUUCUAGUUGAUAGCUGGCCGGAAUAUUAUGACGGGAAACUUGGAAGAUACAUAGGAAAGCAAGCUCGAAAGUUUCAGACAUGGUCAAUUGCAGGAUAUUUGGUUUCAAAGAUGAUGUUGGAGGACCCCUCUCACUUGGGGAUGAUCUCUCUUGAAGAGGACAAGCAAAUGAAGCCUCUCAUCAAGAGAUCCACAUCCUGGACGUGCUAAGUAAGGAUCCGUUGAAAGAUAAAUUGUUGUUGUUUUUGUAGCAGAGGCACGAGUUUCAUUGCUUUCUAUGGAGUCUAAAUGCAUCGUCUAAUAAAUAUUUAAAACGUCUUGGACAUUCUUAUGAAUUUUGAGCUUCUAUCUUCUAAUGGAGGAUCCAGGUGCUUGUAGUUUUUCGAAGUGGUUGUUUGAAGAAAACCCUGGAAAUUGUUUGCUCAGUCUGGUUUUACAGGCUGUUUAUGACUUCUGAUAUCUACGGCAAGCCUUGCACAUUGCGAGCAGCCGACGACCUCCGAGCCGCUGUAACACGGGUCGUCUGGUCGCUCAACAGAGCACUGGCAAGAACAGGGUGUACUAAUUUCUGUAUUUCUCUCCGACCAUAAAUCGACUUUUGUGUUUU
This is a messenger RNA of Nymphaea colorata (pocket water lily), 2346 nucleotides long. Its product is annotated as probable alkaline/neutral invertase D. The transcript is spliced from 5 exons. Gene Ontology annotation, molecular function: endo-alpha-N-acetylgalactosaminidase activity; sucrose alpha-glucosidase activity. Lineage: Eukaryota; Viridiplantae; Streptophyta; Magnoliopsida; Nymphaeales; Nymphaeaceae. The record is from RefSeq and is a predicted model, not a curated record. Gene Ontology annotation, biological process: sucrose catabolic process. The coding region runs from base 249 to 1949 and encodes 566 amino acids.